Messenger RNA from Caenorhabditis remanei, 753 nucleotides. RefSeq lists its product as uncharacterized. Bases 1 to 753 code for a protein of 250 amino acids. The record is from RefSeq and is a predicted model, not a curated record. Lineage: Eukaryota; Metazoa; Nematoda; Chromadorea; Rhabditida; Rhabditidae. The transcript has 5 exons.
AUGACCAGAAUGAUGACGAGAAGAGCUAACAAGGAGAUCGAGGAGAAGAAUCUCGGAAAGAAUGGAAAACUCUGGAAGGUGUUCACUGUGAAUAUUAUCCCGGAGCUCAUUUCCGAGCCCUGCCACGACGAGGACCGCGACGUAGCGGUCUGCAAUCCGAUGGACUGCAUUCAGUCGGAGGACAACCUUAAGGUGCUGAUGAAAGAGUGCCCAACUCUCGGGAUUGAGAUGGCUAUCGAAUAUCUCUUGGAGAGCCCCCUGGCCGACGCAAUCCAACGGGGAAGGAAAUUCGUGCUUAAAAUGGAGUUGCUGAAAGCGGAGGAGGAGAAGCAUGUUGGAGUCCCCAAGGUCGAGAACAUCCCACCACCACCACCACAGCUCGAAAAGAAGAAGGAGGAGCCCAAAAAGGAGCAGAAGAAGGCGGAGCCUACAGGACGUGGGAAGGCUCAAAUCAAGAAAAUAGCCGCUGGAGUGACAAAGACAGGAGCUGAGAAGAAGAAGGUGGAGCCUAGGAAGACCCAGAAGAAGGCUCCUGCACAUCAAAAGACUCAAAUCAAGAAAGUCGUCAUUGGAGUGUCCAAAAAAGAAGUUGGGAAGAAGUUUGGUCAAAAUGUGAGGCUUGGAGACCUCGCUAGAGAGCUGAUGGCAUCAGCAGCAGGAUGGAAUCGUCAGCGGAAGGUGGCAUUCAAGUGCCCUAAACGAUUCUUGCAAGACGAGAACGCCCCGCCCACUGCUGAGCCAAUGGAAUAUUAG